Panicum virgatum (switchgrass) is the source of this 1758-nucleotide messenger RNA. Its product is annotated as ethylene-responsive transcription factor ERF073-like. Lineage: Eukaryota; Viridiplantae; Streptophyta; Magnoliopsida; Poales; Poaceae. The coding region runs from base 255 to 1331 and encodes 358 amino acids. Gene Ontology annotation, molecular function: DNA-binding transcription factor activity; DNA binding. Gene Ontology annotation, biological process: ethylene-activated signaling pathway; regulation of DNA-templated transcription. The transcript is spliced from 4 exons. The record is from RefSeq and is a predicted model, not a curated record.
CGUGCAGUCGUGCGUUCCCUUCCCUCGCUCACCGCCGCCGCCGGCGCUACCCUCCGGCAGUCUGCCGCCACCGCUUCCACUCCAAUGGAUUGCCCAGCAUGAAGCAUAUUCCACUACCUCCACACGGUCUCGUCAAUCCGCCGCCGGUGAUUGCCCCUGCCAUAAUGACAUCGGGUCCUCGCCCCCCACCGCCCCAUGGGCCUACCUGACCACCUCCGUGGACGCCUUGACGACCUCGGGGGAGGGAGGACGUGAUGCGGAGCUUGGACUUGGCAGGAAGGUGGAGGAUACAAGGAUAUUCGCGGUUCCGGAUGAGCAUUGAGCUGGAGGACCCGUUCUUGCAAUCGAGCACGGUGAGGCUUGUGGGUUCAGGCUCUGACCGGACCGGGUUGAGGCGGACGGUCACUGCCGGUGACCUAUGGGGAGAGAGCGGCAGCACCAAGAAUGUGAAGAACUGGAAAAGGAGGAGUUCUUGGAAGUUUGAUGAAGACGAUGAUGACUUUGAAGCUGAUUUCGAGGAUUUCAACGAUUGCAGUAGCGAGGAGGAGGUGGAUUUUGUACGUGAGGAAAAAGAAUUCCAAUUGAACAGUUCGAAUUUUGUGGAACUCAACGGCCAUACCACCAAAGUCGCCAGCAGGAAGCGAAAGACCCAGUACCGAGGGAUCCGACGGCGCCCGUGGGGCAAAUGGGCAGCUGAAAUCAGAGACCCACAGAAGGGCGUCCGAGUUUGGCUUGGCACGUUCAGCACUGCCGAGGAAGCUGCAAAGGCAUAUGACGUGGAAGCUCUACGCAUACGUGGCAAGAAAGCCAAGGUGAAUUUCCCUAACACCAUCACAGCUGCUGGGAAACACCACCGGCAGCAUGUGGCUCGACCAGCAAAGAGGAUGUCACAAGAGAGCCUGAAGUCAAGCGAUGCCUCUGGUCAUGUCGUCUCAGCAGGCAGCAGUACUGAUGGCACCGUUGUCAAGAUUGAGUUGAUAGAGUCACCAGCUUCUCCACUACCAGUGUCCAGCGCAUGGCUUGAUGCUUUUGAGCUGAACCAACUUGGUGGAUUAAGGCACCUUGAAGCUGAUGGGAGAGAAACCACUGAAGAAACUGAUCAUGAAACGGGAGUGACAGCAGAUAUGGUUUUUGGCGAUGGCAAAGUGCGGCUUUCAGAUGAUUUUGCGUCUUACGAGCCUUACCCAAAUUUUAUGCAGUUACCUUACCUGGAAGGUAACUCGUAUGAAAACAUUGACACUCUUUUCAACGGUGAAGCCGCUCAGGAUGGCGUGAACAUCGGAGGUCUCUGGAAUUUCGACGAUGUGCCAAUGGACCGUGGUGUUUACUAAAGCACAGCAGCCUGAUUCAACAUCCCGCAUAAGCCAUCGAGAUGUUAAAAAAUAUAUACAUUUUUGUCUAUUUUCCGAAAAGUUGCUAUUCUCUUACAUCGACACAGGGGGCGAGGGAAGAAGCUGGCUUUAUUUCAGGUGAUUUGCAGUGACAUAACGUCUGUUGAGCUGUGGUGCAAGAUGAUUCCUAGUUCUUUCUGGUUGGAAUACCCAAAGAGUGAUGCAUUGCAUGCUGAACUUGUGAGCAGAGAAACAUGUUUAGCUGUUGCGUGAUUUUUUUUUUGUUUUUUUUGUUUCAUAUCAUGUCCCCAACCCCCCAAAUCAUUGUUCCAUCCAUUACCAUUCAGGUGUAUGUGAUUGCUGGAAAUCUUUCUGUAUCAAGAGUUUGUGCUUAAUAUUAAAUUCAACUCAAUCUGUUGGGCUUGUA